CGCUGCUGCGCUUUCCCCUUCCCGGGGCUGCCUCGGAGGCUCUCCGCCGCCGGCCCCGCGCGCCCCGGGCGCAGGAAAACUUUCCCGGGGUUUCUUUUCCGCCUCGGAGCAGAGGCUUGAAAGUUGCAAGAACUGGUGGCGCCCGGGCGCCCGGCGGGGGCUCGGCGAGGGGCCGCGGCCCCACCAUGUGCACCAACAUAGUUUACGAGUGGCUGAAGGCGCUGCAGCUCCCGCAGUACGCGGAGUCCUUCGUGGACAACGGCUACGAUGACCUGGAGGUGUGCAAGCAGAUCGGGGACCCGGACCUGGACGCCAUCGGGGUGCUGGCGCCCGCGCACCGCCGCCGCAUCCUGGAGGCCGUGCGCCGCUUGCGGGAGCAGGACGCGGCCGCCGCCGGCCUCUACUUCACGCUGGAGCCGCAGCCGCAGCCCGCGCCGCCCCGGCCGCCCGCCGCCUGGGUGCCCACCGGCCGCCGGGGGGAGCCGGGCGGCGGCCCGGCCCCGGGCCCCCGAGGGGGCCCCCGCAGCCCGACGGCCGCCCCGCGCGGCAGAGAGCUGGUGAGCUACCCCAAGCUGAAGCUGAAGAUCAUGAUCCGGGACAAGCUGGUGCGCGACGGCAUCCACCUGAGCAAGCCCCCGUACUCGCGCAAGGUCCCAAUGGCUGGCAUCCUAGAGUACUUAAUGAAUUGGCCGAAGUCAUCACAGAACCGCUAGAUAUCAUUUUUGAGACCUCGUCGAGGACUGAUGAGGUGCCUGAAGACUGGAAAAGGGCAUAUUUAGAAUCUUCUUUCAAAAAGGGAAAUGGAUGGUGACCCUGGAAAUACGCAUCAGCUUAACUUUUUGAUUGGAAAAAUUCUGGAAUAAUCAACUUAGUAAAUUGGGUAACUAACGUAUAAUAGCUAGACAUCAGGCAAUGAAAUAUCACACAUCAAGAAGUACCACAUUCAUGUUUAGAAGACACAUUGCUAUGAGAUACAGUCUUGUGCAUAUUUUGGGAUUCUUCCUUCCAUUCUAUGAGUUCUUAAUGAAAAUGAGUAAGAUUGACUAAGGCAUAUGGGUGGUAACUGCUUUUAAGUGUAGGACAAGACAAGAAAAACAGUUUUCUGGCAUUCACUAAUAAUUGCAUUAUUUCCAAAUUAACCUUCAGAGAAUAAGUAGCCUUAAUAUUUGAUUUUAACAUACAUUCUUUCACUUCAUAUAGAGCCAUGCUUUGAUAGCUUGAGAUAUUUUAUGUCAUUCUAUAUAGAAUAGAUUGGUAUGGGGAUUCUUAUUUUAAGGUGUUUUAUAUAGUUAUUUCAUGUAUAGGUUAAUCAUGAAACUGAGGCAUUAAGGAUAGUCACCAAGGGAAGACAGUUGUUUCUACCUUCUUUUAAAUUUACUCUAGCUAGAAUUUAGGGUUAGGACCAGUAAGAGUGUCUAGCUUUGACUUAUAUGGAGCAAGAGCCGGUUACAUAGAGAUAGUUAUCCUUGCUUAGUGCACUGCCUGGCCUAUGCAGGGCCUUCUCUGCUUAUUUUACUCCUUAGUUUCUGACUUCAGGCCUGUUGGGGUAGGGGGUGAGCAGAGACAGUGGGCACUGAGAUCCCUGUAUAGCCGCAGUCAAAAAGCAGAGGGCACAAUGAGAUGGAGUGAGAUUAGGAUGAAUCUGAAAUGUUUCUCAUUCCUAUUCUUCUUGCCUUUGGAUGUUGGUUGUUUUAUUUUCUGCUUAGAAAAUGCCCCUCUGUUGACAGGACCAAAAACUAAGUUGAAAUAUCAUCAAAAAGAUGUAGAUAUGCAACAAGGUCCUGGAGCAAAAAACUUCUGAGAGCUCCUGCAGUACUGCAGAAUCCUGACUGCACUAUAUAGAAGUCCUUGAGAUGUGUAAAUUCACAGUGAUGAUGCUUUCUGGAGUUAAGGAAACUCUUCAAGGAGAAAGUAUUACAUGCACUUCUUCCUGGGGCAUACUGGUCCCUAGAACUGGGUCUCCAAAGAGUAUAGUAUCUGCUCUAAAACAUCUAAGGUUACAUAGUUAAAUACUUCUAGAGAUUAGACACUAGGGGGUAAACUCUAUCUCAUUCUUAAAUAUAAAUGUGUAAGGAAAUUAAGUUCUGAAUAUAUCUGUAAGUUACCCUUUAAACUAUACAUAGCUCAUAAUUUCAUAAGGAUUAUACUCCAAUCAACCUUUCAUCAUUUUUUCAAGUCAACUAGAGCCCUGGGGGGGGGGGCCUGUAUAGAUUACAGAUAUAAUUUAUUGUCAUCAUAACUGGCUUCCUUUUUGGGAAUCAUUUCCAGGUACAGCAUCUAUAGAAGAUUUAUUUCACAGAUGUACAUUUACAUGCAUUUGUUGAACAGUUUCUAGAAAACCCCACUUUUUUGAAAAAUCUAUUAUUUUCACUAUGUGCAUUAUAAUGUAAUCCACUGCAACCAAAAAGGGGGCUCUUUGGUCAUUUCACAUUUUAUUUUCCAUAUGUGUAAUGUCUAACUUCAAUUAUCUUGACAGUUUUUAGUUUUUGUGUCAGCUGUUGGAACUUAAAAAUAACAAUCCUCUACCUAGAUUAAGAGUCGCAAUCUAGAAUGUCAACAUAGCUAAUGGUUUUUAAAGACUUCUUACCAAAAACCAGAGGAAGAAAACCUUAAAAUAAGGUGUUGAAGGAAGCUCAUUCUGUUGCAUUGACUCAAGAGCUAGCAUGUAAGAGAAAGGAAGUAGAAUUACCAUGAAUUGUAUCAGGAGAUAAUUUUUCACAGUGAUUUUUCCAUUUAUCUGAACAUUCAUAAUAUCCUUCAUUUUUUUAAGGUAAAGGAAGAUACUGUGGUGCAUAUAAAUUAUCAAAGCUAGAAGAUUAUCUAUACAACUGUAGAUGAUAAUACUAUAUUAAGUAUUUGAAAGUUGCUAAGACAGUAGAUCUUAGAAGUCUUCACAAAAAAAAAAUUCUUUUGGACUGUGUAAGGGGAUGGAUAUUAACAGACGUUAAUGACAUAUGUUAUGGUCAUAUUGCAGUAUAUACACAUAUUGAUUCAUUAUGUUGCACACCUGAAACUAAUAUAAUUUUUAAAAACUAGAGGAUUAUCUUGAUUUAUAUUUCCCAAGACAUCAAGAGAGAUUAAUAUCAGACUUGCUACAUACUAUUGAAGAAUUUGGAGGAUUAUAGUAAAAUUCUAUCCAGUUCAUCUUAAAACAUAAUUUUUUGGGAAGAGAAAAGAAACAUUUCACUUACAUAAUCUAUUUCUUGGCAUAUGGAAGAUAUGAUUUUAAGGAUUUUUUACCAGAGGAAUUUGCUGUGACAUAGAGUAACUGUUCUUGAUCCAAAGACAUAUACAGCAUUAAUGUGUUGUGAAAUCAACAACAAAAACAAUAUGCACUGAGUUGUACUUUGGACUUUCCAGAUGAUUCAAAUUCUAGAAUCAUGUCCAUUGUCUUCUCAUGUGGUGAAUCUGUCAGGAACAUAAGCUGUAGUGUAGCAUGGGAAAUUAUCUCAAACAAUUAAUAAAGUCAUUAAAACUUUCCCCCAUCCAUAAAUUGGGACCUCCUAGAUAUAAGUACCACCUAUGAUUCUCUGGAAGCUUGUGAGUUCUGUCAUCAACACCCACGGACAGUUCUUGACUCACUGCUUGGCCAUAAUGGAUGCUGAGUGUCUCCCUUCCCUUCCUUUCCUCUCAGAUGAAAACUCAGGCAAGUUGACAUGUCCCUAUAGCUGCCUAAGGCUUAAACAUACCGAAUAAGGCCCCUUUCUUUUCUUUUCUUUUUUAAAGGAAGGUUAAUUGGAAGAAAGGUUACAGUGACGGCUCAUAAUAGGAUUUCAGUGACUGUUUAUUGGCUGAGUGCAGAGUGUGGUUUUAAAAACAAUAAGCAAAUGAGUAAGGCUAGAACUUUUGAAGUCUGGGAAAUUAAGUCCCACAGACAUAUUCGAAGGUAGUAUUUCUUUAACUUUCCUCUUUUUUAUAAUAGCUUUACAUUACAUGAUGAAGUUGGUGUACAACUUGAGUGGCGUAUGAGCUUUUUCUUCUGAUUUUAUGACUGAUUUAAAAAUUAGGGAUGCAAAUAGGCAUUUCCCUCUAGCUGCUUCUGGGAUGAAUCCAGCCAAGAGCCGAAGCAGAUGAUGGUGGAUCGGCAAACUCUUUUUUUCUGUGUGAAGAGAAACCAGAUGUGCCAGUGACUGGGAAGCACCUGCCAGAAAACUGAGAUGAGCAUGUCUGGAUUGUUCUCCGUGAAGAUUCUGAGUAUUGAAAACAGAUCCCCCACAUGGGCAUUCGAGAAUAACAAACACAGAGGUUAAAUAAAAUUACAUUCUUGGACAAAAUGGGUGGUUAACCUGUAAGUUUUUAAUUAGGUACGAGCAUGUCAUGUUCAAGCAGGUGCACAAUUUCUGAAUUUCAAAAUAAAUAAGGAAUAAAGAGUAGAAUAUUCUAUCCAGGGACAAAUAAGAGAAAUGAACCUGACCUUAUAUUGCCAAUUCUCUAUUCAGACCAAGUAUGAAAUAACAGGAAAUUCUUAGAAGAGAUCAGCUGACAACUAGUGCUGCUAAUAAAGCCAUUAUAGAAUUUUUAUUAAAUUAAACAAAAUAAGUUGUGUGGAGCAGAGCAUGUCAGCUAGCCCUUCUCUUUUAGAAUUUUCUAAUUUCACUCUUAUUAGCAACCUCAGUGGUCAUCAAUUAGAAAUUCCUGCAUCAGAUAUUUUACACUAACAGAUUCUUUGAUUAGAAAUUCUUCUUCAACUUUAUAUUAUUACUCUCUAAUGAGAUAAAAUUAAAUAACUUUCUACUCCAUGAUUAGUACCCACCAUUUUACACAUUUCCAUAAAAUGCCAAAACCAAUAAAAUGGUAGUUCAGAAAAAUGACAGCUUUUUAAAUAUCAAAAUAGAGAUUUUCUUUUAAAUUGUUUAAAUUCUUGGAAAUGGUUUCUUUUUUGAUUGUUGCUCAUUUGAAGGAAAACCUUUAGAGGAAAGCAAGAGGUUAAGUUCCACAUUAAGGGCUAGGUGGUAUUUUUUUUUUUUUUUUUUUUUGACAGUUGGCCAAAAUUUCUUCCACUGCAGCAAAAGGAAGUCAACUUUUAAAUCUGAUUUAAGAUGAGAAAUGUCCUGUAUAGAUGUACUCUGUAGCAUACUCUUUGUCAGAUAGCUAUUCCCUUAUUACCCCCCUAAUGAAAUGCUGUGUUGAAUAUCUCAAGGACAGAGUGAUACCUUGAUUGAGGGCUAGAGUCGGAAAUUCUGUUGUUCAUUGUAGUUGUUGCCCUGUUCCCUAGACUUGACAGUAUUCUAAGAUGGGUUACUCAGGUUACAUUCAGUGAAAAGUUCUGCCCCUAUAGAAAUGUGUGCAUGGACAUGAGAAAUCAACAUAUGCCCCUCCAAGUAGUCAAGCACAGAUUCCUUCUGAAUGAAAGCAGCAGUUUGGUUAUGUAAAUAUAAUUGCAAUGGCCAUUCUCUACCCGCCCCCCCCAAACCUCCUUUCAUCUAUUGUUUUCAAAGUCUCUGUGAAAAGCCUAAAGGGAGCAACGUUGUGAGCUCUGGGGUGUAUGCCCAUGCAUGCUGUGUUUGCAGACAUGUUCUCUUCAAUAAAUGGCUUUCACAGCGCUUCUGUCUUGGCCUCUUUUGUAAUCGUCCACAUUUCGUUGAAUGGGACAGAGCGUGUGUGUCGUUUAAAUGAUGAUCUGUAAAUGUUGCCGUGCUGUAGCAUGGCAGUGGGCAUAGGAAGUCAGAAUUCUCACUUGAAAGAAAGAAGGAAGCAAGAUUCCCCACACUUGCAUGCAAAAUUCAAGUAAGUCAUUAGCAUGUGUGCUGAUGCUUUUGUACAAUUGUUAUAUAUGAAUACGUUGUGAUUUUCUCCCCCUGUGAUCCUGUGCCAGGACACCUGGCUCAAAAUGGUGGGAGGUGGGGUGGCAGGGCAUAUUCAUUGUGCUCCUGCUGUGAUUCCCAUGGCCCCUGAAUCUUCAUCACCUGAAAAUUGUAGCAUCUCAGAACUCUUGGGACCUGGAGCCUAUUGGAUUUGAAUCCCAGCCUUAUCACUUUCUGGCUUCAGUGACCUUGAACAAUUGGAACAACUGUUGUGAAUGCUUAGCACAAUAUUUAUCACAGCCCCAAGUAAGCAGCCCCAAAUCUGAUUAAAAGAAGUUUUGUAAUAGUGUUUUGGUUUAUGUAUAGAUGGCAUCAUUUGAUGGUAACGGAUAAGUUUUUAUUUGUACUAAGUACAAGAUGAGAGGAGAGUAAAUGUAAAGACAGCAAAAUGUAAAAUCAAUAUAAGGAAGAAUAAUACAACACUUUGAAUUUUAGAGAUGAAAAGGGAACCUUAGGAUAACCUGAUUUAGAAGUUGCAUGUUGGGCCUCCCUGGUGGCGCAAGGGGUUAAGUGUCAGAACUAUGAAGCUAUCCACAGCCACUGCAGCGCAAGUUCAAUCCCCGGCCAGGGUGGUGACCCAUGUGGCGCAGCAGACCUCUCCUGUCUCGCCCGCUGCUCCCCUCAGCAGUGUAUUCAGUCAGUCUGCCUGUUCAGUCACUCUGUCUCUGGUGAAUCCUCUCACCCUCCCCACCCCCACCCGACAUCUCUAGCCUGCACCCCAGCUCUUGUAUGCAUAAAUAAAUAAA
Messenger RNA from Talpa occidentalis (Iberian mole), 6550 nucleotides. It is a transcript of the gene SAMD5, whose product is annotated as sterile alpha motif domain containing 5. NCBI's taxonomy places the organism in Eukaryota, Metazoa, Chordata, Mammalia, Eulipotyphla, Talpidae. The record is from RefSeq and is a predicted model, not a curated record. The coding region runs from base 186 to 713 and encodes 175 amino acids. Gene Ontology annotation, molecular function: protein binding. The transcript is spliced from 2 exons.